Messenger RNA from Eurytemora carolleeae, 693 nucleotides. RefSeq names its product apolipoprotein D. The coding region runs from base 44 to 628 and encodes 194 amino acids. The transcript is spliced from 8 exons. The record is from RefSeq and is a predicted model, not a curated record. NCBI's taxonomy places the organism in Eukaryota, Metazoa, Arthropoda, Copepoda, Calanoida, Temoridae. Gene Ontology annotation, molecular function: pigment binding.
GAUGUAUUAUCUUCAGUUCUAAACAAGUCAGGUCUGAAAGAAUAUGCUCAUCAUAGUCGCACUAAGUGGUUUAUUUUGCGUGGCCUCUGCAGGGCCCAUGCAGUCCUUCCUUGGAGGUAUAAGAGCACAGUGCCCUCCUAAACCUCCUACAGUUUCUACACUUGAUGCCGCAGCGUAUUUGGGCAAAUGGUAUGAACAGAAAAGAAUUCCAGCAAGCUUCCAGCUAAACACAAGAUGCGUCAGAGCAGAAUAUGGAUUAAAUGAUGAAGGAGUUAUCACAGUUCAUAAUACUGCCACCAAACAAGACGGGUCCUUUGACGAGAUCUUUGGAACUGCAACAGUUCCAGAUCCAAACCAUCCUGGGGAACUCAAGGUUCACUUCCCAGAAAGUCCUGUUGAUGGUGACUAUUGGAUCCUAGAUACUGAUUAUGAGAACUACAGUAUUGUUUACUCCUGUGUUGAUUAUAUCUUUGGUCUCAUCCACUUCGAAUUCGCCUGGAUCCUAGCAAGAGAUACCAACAUGGAUCCUGCUUUGAUCCAAAAAGGAGUUGAUCUUCUGGAGAGCUAUGGCAUUGAUAUCUCUCUACUAGAAGAUACUGUUCAAACUGAAGACUGUUUCUAUGGUUAAAUUUGGAUCUGUAAUAUUAAACAAUAUGACAUUUAUUAAAUGAAUAAACAUUACACAUAAACUGA